Gavialis gangeticus (Gharial) is the source of this 2382-nucleotide messenger RNA. RefSeq names its product protein O-fucosyltransferase 2 (gene POFUT2). NCBI's taxonomy places the organism in Eukaryota, Metazoa, Chordata, Crocodylia, Gavialidae. Gene Ontology annotation, biological process: protein O-linked glycosylation via fucose. Gene Ontology annotation, molecular function: peptide-O-fucosyltransferase activity. The annotation marks the transcript as partial. The transcript is spliced from 9 exons. The record is from RefSeq and is a predicted model, not a curated record.
CCCGGCGCCGCUCCCGCGGCCCGCAGGCGGUAUCUUCUGUAUGACGUGAAUCCUCCCGAAGGGUUCAAUCUACGCCGGGAUGUCUACGUUCGCGUUGCUUCGCUUCUGAAGACCUUGGUGAAAAGAGAAGCUUGGGUCCUGGUCCUGCCUCCUUGGGGACGUCUUUAUCACUGGCAGAGUCCUGACAUUCAUCAGGUCCGAAUCCCUUGGUCUGAGUUUUUCGAUCUUCCGAGCCUCAACAAAAACAUCCCUGUCAUUGAAUAUGAGCAGUUCCUUGCAGAGUCAGGUGGACCUUUUAUUGAACAGGUAUAUGUUCUACAAGGCUAUGCAGAAGGAUGGAAAGAAGGAACUUGGGAGGAGAAAAUAGAUGAGAGGCCAUGCAUUGAUCAGCUCAUGUACUCAAAAGACAAACAUGAAUACUACAGGGGCUGGUUCUGGGGUUAUGAGGAAACACGGGGCCUCAAUGUCUCGUGUCUCUCUGUCCAAGGAUCAGCCUCAAUCAUAGCUCCUGUUCUUUUGAAAAAUACUUCUGCACGGUCAGUGAUGUUAGACAGAGCUGAAAACCUUCUUCAUGACCACUACGGAGGAAGAGAUUAUUGGAAUACCCGUCGAAGUAUGGUAUUUGCUAAACACCUACGUGUGGUGGGGGAUGAGUUCAGAAACAAAUACCUUGAUUCCGCUGAUGAGGCAGACAAGACACAUUACAAUGAGGACUGGACACAGAUGAAGGUACAGUUGGGCACUGCUCUAGGAGGAUCAUACCUUGGGGUUCACCUCAGAAGAAAAGAUUUCAUCUGGGGUCACAGAGAAGAUGUGCCAACCCUACAUGGAGCAGUGAAGAAGAUCCACAGUCUUAUGGAGAUAUAUAAACUUAAGAAAGUUUUUGUAGCCACUGAUGCUAUUGAGGAGGAGUCUGAAGAACUCAAGAAGCUACUGCCUGAGAUGGUGAGGUUUGAACCCACUUGGGAAGAGUUAGAGCUCUACAAAGAUGGAGGAGUAGCAAUUAUUGACCAGUGGAUCUGUGCUCAUGCUAGGUAUUUUGUAGGCACUUCAGUUUCAACAUUUUCAUUCCGGAUUCAUGAGGAAAGGGAGAUUCUGGGAUUUGACCCCAAAACAACUUAUAACAGGUUUUGUGGUGAGAAAGAGAAGAACUGUGAACAACCAACCCACUGGAAAAUUGUAUAUUAACAGACAAAUCCAAAGGACUAUAAGUGGUCAGUACACCAAACCAAGGAAACGUUUAUGGGAAAUCCUUUUGAGGAAAUUAAUCUUUUUUUUCUCCUUCCUACUGUGUAAUUGGAAGUUGGGUUUUAAGCACAAGUGGAUAGCAAUAUCAUAUUCAUUUUCUUAACCAGACAUUGAUGUCACUGGCCAAAAUGCUGCAGCCCAAGAUUCAGUUCUUGGUACAGCUGAAUAGAAGGUCAGUACAAUCACUUCUUAAGUCUAAAUUUAACUUUUAUGAGAGAGAGCAUUAUUUGUGAUGCAGACAAAAUGUUUCCAUUCAAAAUUUUAUUCUGAACAAUGACUUAACAAAAAGACCCAUAAUUAUAGUAUGUCUACAAUCUGGACCGUAUGCCUUUCUUCAAGAUACUUGUGCUCAGCUGGUUAUCAGCUUUGUAUUUGAUGCCUUGUAUCCUCUGUUUACAAGAAGGAUGGUUAAGCUUUGUAACCUGCACUUUGGGAGAGGUGCAGACUAUGCACAGAAUCUGCAGUUCCAUGAAACAAGAAAGAUUUCCCCAAAUGGUGACUUGGAACAUUUCAAACAUUAAAGUGAAGGCUUAGGUGGUAUUUUUACACAAACACAGACCACUUUCACAGCUGGCGAUUCUUCUAAUAGCAGUCUCAGCAAAGAGGUCAGUGAGUAAGGUAGAAGAAUAGCAAGACUGAACUACUUGAGCAAGCCCAAAGCUGGGUUAUAUUAAGUAGAGUCGUGAAUGGAGAUUUGCACUGCCUGUCAUAGUUUUUCUCUGAAUAGGAUACUUUGCUUGAUGGAGUUUCCAUUUACUACCUUUCUUCCACAUUAAAUUCACUCAGAAUGAGGCAACCAUAAAUAGCAUUUGGGGAUAUCUUGCCACCCAGUUAAAUAAACCUACCUAUGGCAGGUUAAGACUCUUGGAACAUUUUCAAAGGCCUUUCAAGAGUUUUCAGUUUCAUAGAGAUGAAGUAUCCCAGUUUCUCAAUUAGUUUAUCCAAAUCAUUAAUUUUCUGUCUUUGCCAUGUUAUGGUUACUGGCUGGCUCAUUGUGCUGUGCUUCUGCUUACCAUGUCAGUGUGAAUAUCAGCUGCUGUGCCAUGGCAAGAUAUGCAGCACCUCAUCGGAGUCCUGGAGUAACUCACAAAUCUGUCACCCGCAAUACAGCCAGUGUAGUAACCUACCCUUAAA